CUGAUAUAAUAAUUACUUGCUGUUAACAACUGUGGUGGGUAAUCUUUUGUCUUUAUUUUAGAGAUAAAUCUUCUACCACUAUAUGAAUCUGUCUGCCAUUUGAUCUUGUAUUGCACAAGGCUUGCUGAUAGAUAAUCAUGUUGAAAGCUAACUGAGAACCAAGGUUUGGAGUUGAUUGGUUGAUUAUAGAAUAAGGGAAGAUGAAGAGAUCACCUAUCUACCCAAACUGUGAAACAAAUUAUUAUGGAGGCAAUGAGUUUGACCCUCACCUGGAUUUUUCUCUGUUCUUGGAAGAAGCUAGAGAGCACGCGAGAGAAGUAAAUCCUCAGGCUCCACUCUCAAACCCAGAAAAGGCUGGAAAGGGAAGGUUAGGAGAGGAGAAGAAGAACAAGAAAUCAUGGAGUAGUUCUUUAUUCAAAUGGUGGAAAGUUGAGAAGAAAAGCAAGCCUGGCGCGGAACCUUCAAAUGGUUCUCAAGUUCCAAAUGCGCGAAGUGGUAAUGUUUCUGGUCCUAUAAAUGGGAAUGCCAGAGGAUUUAACAGAAGGCACUGCCGUCAAAAUUCUGGACCAGUCAACAGUCUCUUCAAUCCCACAAAGAGAGGGGAGAAUGAGAUACCCUAUAUGUGCCUCCAUCAGCGCAGCAAUUCUCAUGCUUCAGUAGCCUAUGGCCCUGUUUACUUGGUAACCUAGUUCUGUUGAUGAUUGAGAUCAUCAGAUGGGGCUUCUUAAUUUUCAAUGACAAGACUAUGUUGAUUAAGUCAA
Molecule: messenger RNA, 761 nt
Organism: Tripterygium wilfordii
Lineage: Eukaryota; Viridiplantae; Streptophyta; Magnoliopsida; Celastrales; Celastraceae
Exons: 3
Coding region: 201-689 (162 amino acids)
Source: RefSeq, a predicted model, not a curated record